Molecule: messenger RNA, 1189 nt
Organism: Danio rerio (zebrafish)
Lineage: Eukaryota; Metazoa; Chordata; Actinopteri; Cypriniformes; Danionidae
Source: RefSeq, a predicted model, not a curated record
AAAAAGGUCCAAAUAAAGAAGAAAUGACAUAUAUUAACAUAAAAAUAGGUAAAAUAAUAGGUAUCUAAACAUAAUACAAUAAAGCAAAGGGGAUAGGGUAUUUUUUCUGUAAUUUGUACUUUUCUAUCAAAGACGGAAGAUUAAUUGUUUUGCUUUGUUAUUAUAUUUUCUUAAUAAAAAUAUGUAUUUUUUGUAUGCUAUUACACCGCCGAAUCAAUAGAUGGCGCUGAGUUUAUGCGAAACGCGAGAAAUCCACUUCCUGACACAGUUGUAAACAGGCUGCUGCUGUGGAAAGACGCAAAUUCUGUUUUUCACAGAUCUGAUGAUGGAGAACGAGGAGAAAUUCGACCCCGCCAGGACCUGUUGGACCUGCACUGAGUGUGGGAGGAGCUUCACAUGCAAGCGGAGUCUGGUGGUUCACAUGAACAUCCACACCGGAGAGAAACCGCACACGUGUACCGAGUGCGGGAAGAGCUUCCGACAAUCAUCAUCCCUUUACCAGCACAUGAGGAUCCACACGGGACAGAAGAAAUUCAUCUGCGAUCAGUGUGGGCUGAGUUUCAGACAGUCGCCGCACCUUAAACGACACAUGAUGAUCCACACGGGAGAGAAGACACACAAGUGUGACCAAUGCUGCAAGACUUUUUUGAGGGCCUCAGGUCUGAAGGUCCAUUUCAGAGUUCACACUAAAGAGAAGCCGUACUCGUGUUCUCUGUGCGUAAAGCGCUUUACACACAAACAGAAUUUAAUGAAGCAUCAGAUCGUGCACACCGGGGUGAGAGAGUUCGUGUGCUUCGAGUGUGAGAAGACUUUUAUUUCUGCUGAACAUUUGAAACUGCACCAGAGGAUUCACACCGGAGAGAAGCCGUACGAGUGUUCACACUGUUACAAGAGAUUCAGUCGGUCAGGACAUCUGAAAGCACACGAGAGGGUUCACGUUGGAGAGAACCCAUGCUGAUGACACCGGUGCGGCAUGAUCUAUUUUAAUGUGUGAAGAGUUUCUCUCAUCAGAUUCAUGUUGGCUGUGAUUAGUUAUAACACACCUAGUUACUGUGUUUAAAUCAAUGGCUGGAAAAGUAAAGUGAUUACUGUUCAUUUUUAUUUAAUCACAGUUACUAUUAUGCACGACAUUGGGAAAAUCUAAUAAUGCGAUAUUUUAUUUUUCUGCAAUAAAUAUUGCAGCAUGACA